Molecule: messenger RNA, 3105 nt
Organism: Seminavis robusta
Lineage: Eukaryota; Bacillariophyta; Bacillariophyceae; Naviculales; Naviculaceae
Source: the annotation of a GenBank genome assembly
AUGAUGAGCUUGAUCAUACAGAAUCUGGACAUUCUCAACACUGACAGCAAUGAUAAGAACAACACCACGAUUCGUCGUUCCACUUCCAUGGAGGUUUCGAGCAGCCAGGCUGAGCAGCUUGCUCAGGAACAUCAGGUUGCUCAGGAACAUCAGGGAUUGAAAGAUAAGGAAGAAGUAUCGUUGAACAAGGGACAGGAUCAGGAGCCUCAGAAUGGCAUAGUAAAGGAACCUAAGGAAGAACAACAAGGGGCCCAAUCUACUACAUUGGGAGAUGACAACAUUCGCAAGAGUAUGAGUGCUAGCUUUCAGGAGCUGCAGUACGACGAUGAUGAUGAUGAGGGUGCCAACGAUGACAACGGUGAGGGUGCCUUUAUUUUGGUGCGGGAUAACGAUUCCGUGUCCUCUCUGGACAGUACCGACUCGUUUGCCGUGGAAAGUUUGAGUGAUCCAGAAGAAGCAGAAGACGACGAACAUAGACGUCGUCCACGCCGAAGAAGAGGGCGUAGAAGACUGGAAGAACCUCAGCAACGAAAACCACCUCAACGCCAACAACAACAACUACCCAACAAUGGAAGUCAUACCCCUCCCGCCCAACGAAGAACGGUUCGUCGUUCCCGUCUUAAGGCUUCCAAAGUCGCAGCCCCCAUUCGAUCCAAAACCAGUCCCAACCUGCCCCGACGGCAGAGAACGGGAGAACCUGCCAAGCGACCCCUGCCACCCGGAUCCCUGCAACGGAAUUAUUCCGACCCCGAACUUAUGUCACCGACCAGAUCGGGCGACGACGAUGACAAGAUGGCGCAACAACGGGACUCGCUAGAGUCGCUCAAACAGAGCACCCAUUCCCUCAAUCAUCUCGAACUGUGGGACGACGAUGACGAUGAUGGGCCACUCCACCAUCGUGAUAAGACAGAUGUGGAACGAUGGCACGACACUGCUGGAACGCACGACACAUCCGCGAAUCUAGCCAUGAGUUUUCACUCCGGGGACAAUAGUGAUGCCACCAAUAGUCGAUGGAGUGCUUCGACCGGACACCGAUCCAUGAAUACGGCUCAAUUGGACCAAUUGUCCACGGUACCACGGUUUCCCAGGCGGCAAAAGACGGGAGAAAACAUUCUACAGGCCAGACAGCAAGUCCAACAAUUACAAGCAUCGCGCUCGCAAGAUAGCCAAGACAACAACAACAACCACAACCACAAGGAAACGACAACAACCACCACCAAAAAGAGGCCCCAGUUGCCGAAUCGACAAAAGUCUUUUCGACGGAAUGUAUUGACCAUGAAUCAGGCCGCCCAAGCGGCUCUGGCCAUGGCCGAACACCACCUUCAUCAUCACGGCGGCAACAACAAUCUGAGUCCUCAUUCGCAACAAGGAGCACCGGCCAUGCCACGACGGUCCAUAAGUGGUGACACAGCCGACACGGGAAGGAGCUUUGGCCGGCAAAAAAGUUUACCGAAUCUGCGACCCCACAAAGAAGAAUAUCAAGAAUACGCCGGAGGAGGCGCAGGCACAUCAGACGGCAAAGAUCCUCUCAGUGUGUCCUUGCACAAUGAAACACCACGGAUACCCGAACGCAAAGCCAGCUGUGCUCGUCCACGACGAACUUCCGCAACGACAACAACAACAAAGGGGGGUGGCAGCCACUCGCCCUAUGUCAUUGCGAGAGCUUCGAGGAUUCGUCGUGCGAAGAGUGAUGGAGCCCGAAAAGUCGACAUUAGCGCCCUGCUGCAAGAUGACGACAGCAAUAUCGCUUCGAAUCUUCAGUCGUCUUGGGCCAACCACAGUACGAACAGUGGGAACAGUUUUUAUUUUGAACCUGGUGAAGAUGAUGAACCAAAGAUGCCGCGACGAACAACCAGUACGGAAGACUUGCCAGACCCAAAAAAGUCGGCUGCUGCCGUUGCGACAGCAAACCAUGAAUUCAGCAGCAGUAUUAAUCUCAAUGCCAAGAUCCCCGAACGUCACCCGAGCAACAGUACAGCAUGGUCGACCGCCACUGCUAGGAUCUCCUUGUUGGGAAGCAGUGCGGAGGGGACAACAGAGUCAUCGCGACGACGAAAGACCGAUGAUGAUGAAGACGAAGAAGCACCAUCGCAACGCGCCAGUAAUACCAGUGAUUUGAUUUCUCUGUCGAUGCAUAGUCUGACAAGCCUGACCCCACCCAGCAUGCCACAACGCCACGUUUCGGGAGAGUAUUCACAUCCGUCGAUGCGAAUGGGGGACAUGUCAAUGUCACUGUCUCGGCACAGUGUGGCGAGCAGCACCGCAACUGACGUACCCAAAAUGCCACGAAGGCAGGUGAGCAAUGACGAUGAAAAUCAAAUUGGUCCACCUUUGCGACGUUUGGGCACCAUUGCUUCCGCUGCGGGGGAUGCAGAAGCAGACGAUGAUGCGCCUGAUGACGGGUGUGAUAAGACGGAGCAUGAAGAGGAUGCCGGGAAUCUGGGUGAUCAGGAGGACGGUUCCGAGGACGACGAGGAAGAAGAAGCAAGCAUGUCUAAACUUGCUGAACUGCCGACGGCACGGCAGGUCACGGAUAUUCCGCCUCCACGAGCGCUGAACCUCGUCAACCACAACACAUCCAUGAGUACUUUGGAUGAAUCCAAUAACUCACAUCUGUAUUCGUCAGCUCCAAAGUUGUUGAAGGUUGCCCGCACGAGCUCCGCAACCACAGCCACUACAGCGACGAGCACUGUUAGUGGGAACACCAAGAGUAGUCGGCAAGAUGCGUUCAUACGACUGCCGAUGCGACAAGGUUCCAUCUCGGAACGCCGCGAGUUGCUGGAACGUGCGGACGCAGAAGAUGGCGCAAGAAGCAAUUCAAAAGAUUUGGAAAUGACAAUCCUGGAGGAAGCCGAAGAAGGAGAACCCCAGAGCGACGGUGUGGAUGAUGGCGAUGUGGUUGAAGUGAAAGGAAUGAUCAGUGAAUCCACGGCAGAUGGAUUACAAAAAGUGGCCGUGGAUGACAGUGGUAAAGACCUUCAAUUGUCAGCGGACACAAAAUUCUCAGCAGCAGUGGGUGCAGCAGAAGAUGAUAAGCAACACCAUGUAGUUGUGGAAGCUGCCGCAUCUCUCGGCGAGGCAUCUCUCAGCGAGGCAUCAUGCUAG